AGACCACUCCUUCAGGACGCAGGUUCAGAGGAAGCGUUCAAUCUUCUCCAAGACGGGCACCAAACUUGCGUCGCCAACCAUUUAGAGUGCCGAAGGCUAUUCUCCCCGCUAGACAUGCCGGCCUCGGACGAGGUGCCGAGGCUUCCUGGCCGGGUUCUUGAUGUCGGGCCUCCGGACGGAUCUGCCGAGCCGCGGCUGUACAUAUCUGAUCCAUCCUCCUCGGCCGCGUACGCCGCACUGAGCCACUGCUGGGGGAAGACGCAAAUUCUCACCACCAGGAGGGGCAAUAUUGACCAUCACCGCGAGCAUGUCCCAUUUUCCGCCCUCUCGCGAACGUUUCAGGACGCUGUAAUCAUCACGCGGAGACUGGGCCUCCGCUACCUGUGGAUCGACAGUCUCUGCAUCGUCUAG
Molecule: messenger RNA, 411 nt
Organism: Lasiosphaeria miniovina
Lineage: Eukaryota; Fungi; Ascomycota; Sordariomycetes; Sordariales; Lasiosphaeriaceae
Exons: 1
Source: RefSeq, a predicted model, not a curated record